AUGGCUGUCUGGGACAACUUGAUCCGCUUUGGCCGCCCCUGCCACCGGUCGUCCGUCAAGGGUUAUGCGACCAUUGACGAUCUGGAGUCCGAGACUGGUGGUGUCGAUGUGACGGUCGAGAAGCUUCUCGCUCCCGUCCCAACGACAGGCAUCCCCAUCAUCUGCGUUGGCCUAAACUACUGGAACCACGCCAAUGAGGCGUCGCUCACGUCGGCACUCGUCGCACGGCUCUCUAUUCCCGCAACUCCGCCCAUGUGGUACAAGCCUGCUGCAUCUCUGGCUGACCUGGACACUGAAGUGCCGUUCCCAGUGCAGGCGCAGAAAUUCUUCCCCGACUUUGAGGGCGAGCUCACCAUUGUGCUGCGCAAAAGCAUGAAGAAUGUAGCGGCUGCCGACCGGUCGUGCGGUGGGCAGUACACGUACGCCAAGGGUUUCGACAAGUUCGCGCCGCUGGGCCCGCGGCUGGUGAACCCGUCGCACAUCACGCCCGACGCGCGCGGCAGCAUCACGACGCGCGUCAACGGCUGCACAGUCCAGAACAGCCCUCUCGACUUCAUCUUCGCCGUCGACCAGCUGCUGAGCUUUCUGUCGCAGACUACCACGCUCCCGGCUGGCACCGCCAUCCUCACGGGCACCCCGGCGGGCCACGGCGACGUGGUCGAGGUCGAGGUCAAGCCUAUUGGCGUGCUCAAGACGACGAUUGUGUUUGAGAAGUAGACGGUGGCAAAGGCACGGCUGGCGUCAGGUGGAGAUGUGUCACGAUUAUAGUAAUG
Lasiosphaeria miniovina is the source of this 773-nucleotide messenger RNA. RefSeq lists its product as uncharacterized. Bases 1 to 717 code for a protein of 238 amino acids. The transcript is spliced from 7 exons. NCBI's taxonomy places the organism in Eukaryota, Fungi, Ascomycota, Sordariomycetes, Sordariales, Lasiosphaeriaceae. The record is from RefSeq and is a predicted model, not a curated record. Gene Ontology annotation, molecular function: acetylpyruvate hydrolase activity.